Messenger RNA from Tetranychus urticae (two-spotted spider mite), 1719 nucleotides. Its product is annotated as putative citrate synthase 1, mitochondrial. Gene Ontology annotation, cellular component: mitochondrial matrix. The record is from RefSeq and is a predicted model, not a curated record. Lineage: Eukaryota; Metazoa; Arthropoda; Arachnida; Trombidiformes; Tetranychidae. Gene Ontology annotation, biological process: tricarboxylic acid cycle; carbohydrate metabolic process; citrate metabolic process.
UGGACAAAUGAUUGAGUGAGUUUUGGGUCUUGAUUAAUAGACUUAGUUUUAUGUAUUGUGAUAACAUCUAAUGUAUGCUAUAAAAAUUUCUUGAAAUAACAGUGAUGAUUGUUUCAAGAACUACUGGAACAGUUCUUAAAGCAUUGCCAAGCUUACAGCGGUUAGAUGUUUCAUUUAUAAGAAAUUUGUCUUGUGAGCUAAAAGAUGUAACUGGCGCAAAGAUCAGUGAACAUGCCAAAAAAGUCAAAGAAUUUCGAGGUUUUUAUGGAAGUAAGGUUGUUGGUGAAGUUACUGUAGAUAUGAUCUAUGGUGGUAUGAGAGGAAUAAAAGCAUUGGCUACUGAAACCUCUUAUUUGGACCCUGAAGAAGGUAUUAGGUUCAGAGGUUAUUCAAUUCCUGAAUGUCGAGAUCUUUUACCAAAAGCACCCGGUGGUCAAGAACCUUUACCAGAAGGAUUAUUCUGGCUUUUAUUGACUGGUGAAGUGCCAACAGAAAACCAAGUAAAGAAUCUAUCAAAGGAAUGGGCAGCUCAUGCAGAUUUACCUGCUCAUGUAGUAACAAUGUUAAAUAAUUUCCCAGCUCAUCUUCAUCCAAUGUCUCAAUUUGCUGCGGCUAUUACUGCUUGUAAUACUGAAUCUGCUUUUGCUAAAGCAUACUCUGAAGGUGUUCACAAAUCAAAGUACUGGGAAUACACUUUUGACGAUGCAAUGAGUUUAAUCGCUAAACUGCCAACAAUUGCUGCCACUAUUUACCGAAAUCUUUAUAGAGAUGGUUCAUCAAUAGGUGCUAUUGAUCCCAACAAGGAUUGGUCAGCUAAUUUCGUUGAUAUGUUAGGAUUCAAGGAUGAAAAACUUACUGAUUUUAUAAGAUUAUUCCUCACUAUUCUUAGUGACCAUGAAGGUGGAAAUGUCUGUGCUCAUGCCGUUCAUCUAGUUGGUAGUGGUCUAUCGAGUCCAUACCUUUCAUUUGCCGCGGGUAUGUGUGGCUUAGCUGGACCACUUCAUGGUCUUGCCAACCAAGAAGUUUUGGUUUUUAUUACCAAAAUGCAACAACAAUUGGGUGAUAACCCAACUGAAGCACAAAUUUCCGAUUUCUGUCGCAAAACUCUUAAAUCGGGACAGGUUAUUCCUGGUUAUGGUCACGCAGUUUUACGUAAAACUGAUCCUCGGUACACAGCGCAGCGAGAAUUCUGUUUAAAACAUUUACCAGACUAUCCAAUGUUUAAAUUAGUGUCUGAAAUGUAUAAAGUUGUUCCUCCUAUUCUCAUGGAGACUGGAAAAGUAAAAAACCCUUGGCCAAAUGUUGACGCUCACAGUGGUGUUGUCCUUCAGUAUUAUGGAUUAAGAGAGAUGAAUUUUUAUCCCGUUAUAAUUGGCGUAUCGCGAGCACUUGGGGUUAUGGCAUCACUUGUUUGGGAUCGAGGUCUUUCUUUACCAAUCGAGUAUUGUAAAUCAAUGACAAGCUCAGUUUUGAUGAAAAUGUCUGGUGUAUCCUAAUUGAAUUGCUUCAUGUUCAAUUCAGUUUAUUCUGGCAGAUGCAAUUGUAAAGAAAUGAAAUUCAACUCAGUGUAUUUUAUACCCUUCAAGAGCUAAUAUUGAGCUGUAAAGUUCUAUUUUCCUAAUGAAUCAGGCACUAAUCAUGUAGUUAUCAUGCACAUAAUUGUGAACUAUAAAGCUUUAUUCACGAAAAUUAAUAAAAAUGUCGAUUUUCAUUUUUGUA